CCCCCCACCGGGACCAGCACGCUGAUCAGUGCCGUGAGCACCGGUGGCCCCAUCGCCUCCAGGGCUGCACACAACGGAGUGGAGCCCAAGGGCGGGCAGCUGGUGUCCCAGGGCCCUCCCCCAGUGCCCCAGGUGAACCACAGCACCCCCCUGAUGCAGACCAAGAUGCCCGUGGCUGGGGGGUCUGUUAUCCUGGCCCCCCCACCCACAGUGGUGCAGCCUGGGUCCCCAGUGGUGGCCCUGAAACCUGCUGUGAACGGGGUGGCCGUCGUAAGGCCCCCGGGGAUUGCUGUGGUGAGGCCCCCGGGGGCCACCUCAAUCCAGCAGCAGAGGUCCGGGCUGGUGGCCCCCAGCAGAGCACCAGCCCCCCAGCUGGCAGUGAGGCCCCAGCAGCAGACCACCAUCCAGCUGCCCCCCGGAUUCAGCAUGCCUCCAGGGAUGGUUCUGGUUCGUACGGAGACGGGUCAGCUGGUCAUGGUUCCUCAGCAGGUUCUGGCUCAGGCUCAGGCCAAGACUCAGCAGGGGGCGGCCAUCGGCCAGAGACCGGCCACACCCACCGCUGGCGCCACAGUCCGGGUCAGCAGCGCCGCCACGGCUCCUCAGACCGUCCGCCUGGCCUCCCCUGCUCAGACCAGAAUGGUUCAGUCCACCUCCACUGUCCAGAAGGCCAUCUCGGUGGCCCCCGGGGGGCCCACAGUGACGGUGAAGAUGCCCCCCCCUCAGAAAGGCCCCACAGUGAUAACAGGAAACAAGCCUUCCCCCCUGACCAGCAGCACCCCCUGUACCCCACCCGGCAGGGGCCCCCUCUUGUCCCAGGAGAUGCAGGAGAACGUGAAGAAGUGUAAGAACUUCCUGGCAACGCUCAUCAAGCUGGCGUCCCACAACUCCCCCUCCCCCGACACCUCCAAGAACGUGAAGGCCCUGGUGCAGGACCUGCUGGACGCUAAGAUCGAGCCGGAGGAGUUCACCACCCGGCUGCAGGCAGAGCUCAAGUCGUCCCCCCAGCCCUACCUCAUCCCCUUCCUCAAGAAAAGCCUCCCUGCCCUGCGUCAGUCUCUGCUCAGCAACCAGCAGUCUCUGCUGGCCUCCACCUCAGCGCCCCCCCACUCGGCCCCCAUCAUCACCACCUCCAUCAGACCCAGAUUACCCAUGAGCCCCGGCGGCAGCACGGUGCGCCUCAACACACCGCUGGUCGUGGGCCGGGCCGGGGGCCAGGCCGGGGUCCAGGCUCGCUCCCCCGUGGUCUUCAGUCAGACCCUCCGGCCUCAGGGUACGCUCAUCAGAGGACCCACCACCAUCAUAGGUAGAAGUCAGCUCAACGUGACUCCAACCAAUCAGAGGAAGCUCAGCGACCCGGGGGGCGGGACUUUCAGAGACGACGACGACAUCAACGACGUGGCGUCCAUGGCGGGGGUGAACCUGAACGAGGAGAAUGCUCGCAUCCUGGCCACCAGCUCGGAGCUGGUCGGGACCAAGAUCCGGUCCUGCAAGGACGAGGCCUUCCUGCCCCCCGGCCUGCUGCACCGGCGCAUCCUCGACUCAGCGAAGCAGCAGGGGGUUCUGGAGGUUCCUCUGGAGGUAGUGGCUCUGAUCUCUCACGCCACUCAGGCCAGACUAAGAGCUCUGCUGGAGAAAGUGAGCAGCAUCGCCCAGCACCGCAGCGAGGGGGGGAAGGAGGAGGAUCAGGAGUGUGUGUCAGACGUUCGCUCUCAGCUUCGGUUCUUCGAGCAUCUGGAGAGACUGGAGAAACAGAGGAAGGACGACCAGGAGAGAGAGAUCCUGCUGAAGGCUGCCAAGAGUCGCGCCCGACAGGAGGAUCCAGAGCAGGCCCGUCUGAAGCAGAAAGCUAAGGAGAUGCAGCAGCAAGAGUUAGCUCAGAUGAGACAACGAGACGCUAACCUGACGGCGCUCGCUGCCAUCGGACCCAGGAAGAGACGCAAGAUGGAUUCACCGGGAGGAAGCUCCGCCCCCGAGGUGGCGUGCGGUCCCGGCUCCUCCCCCGGUGCCUCAUCGUCACGGCAGCAGCUGCGGCAGCGAAUCACCAGAGUGAACCUCAGGGACUUCAUCUUCUGCCUGGAGACCGACCGCAUCACCGCCAGGUCCCUCACGCUCUACAAGGCGCUGCUCAAAUAACAGUGACCCCCCUGGGCGCUGGACACUCUGAGCCCUCACUUCAUAGUGUGUGUGCCCCUCCCCCUCUGGUUAGCUUAGCUUAGCAUAAAGACUGGCGGUGGAGGGAAACUGCUGCCGUGUGCUGGGGGGUUUACUCUUCAGGGAAACAGCUGAUUGUAGUUUAACUUUUAUUUUUGUACGGAUGAAUAAAUCUUUAGGGGGGGGGUUGUCUUUAUGCUAAGCUAAGCUGCUGGCUGUGGUGGAGGAGACGCAGGUGGAGCUUCACCUCCUCAUCUCUACUCCACAUCUGGACCUUAUUCUCACAAGACCCUUUAACAUUCAGUGACAUCAUGACCCUGCAUCACGUCUGUUAGCGUGUUCUGUUAGCGUGUUCUGUUCAUCAUGCUUCACGGAGGACUGAACUGUCCCUUUAAGAGUCCUCACAGGGAGCUGGAUCUCCCAUGGUCAGUGAACCCCACUCAGGCUGCGUUCAGGAACACUCCUGCAGUCUCUCCUGCUCUUCCUCUCUUUGCUAUUUGAGAAUAUGGACCGUACCAUUAAUGUGUGGGGGGGUCAGAUGAAGUUUUUAUAGGUUUGAAAGUUUUUCUCUGUUUUUUGGCUGGGGGCGGGGUUUAAUGCUUUAACUGUGUCCCCUGAUGUCGGACGUCUGGUUUGUAAAGUCUGUCUGGGGGGGUUUCACCGUGUGAGGAUUUUAGCGAGUAUUUAUAUUUCCUACUCUGAAUUAAAUCCUGACACAUUUCAGGGAAAUACAUUUUACAGUCGUUUGUACCUUUUCAAAAACAUGAAAUAAAGAAUAAAGAAACAC
This is a messenger RNA of Eleginops maclovinus (Patagonian blennie), 2938 nucleotides long. Its product is annotated as transcription initiation factor TFIID subunit 4-like. The transcript is spliced from 15 exons. The coding region runs from base 154 to 2133 and encodes 659 amino acids. NCBI's taxonomy places the organism in Eukaryota, Metazoa, Chordata, Actinopteri, Perciformes, Eleginopidae. The record is from RefSeq and is a predicted model, not a curated record. Gene Ontology annotation, cellular component: transcription factor TFIID complex. Gene Ontology annotation, molecular function: RNA polymerase II general transcription initiation factor activity; DNA binding; protein heterodimerization activity. Gene Ontology annotation, biological process: transcription initiation at RNA polymerase II promoter; DNA-templated transcription.